GGGGGGGAUUAGGAGACAGACCCCACGCCCCCCUUCAUCCCAAUGCGACCCGUGUAGAAAGCAGCAUCGGCUCCUCUUGAACUGGACAUGCCGGAGAUGAGGAAAGCCACGGACAAGGAGAGCACCGAGGGGAACAAGCGACCUCAGCCCGAGAAGGAGAUGGAAGAGGCGACCGAGAACCGGGCGGCCACCGCCGGAGUCCUGGAUAAACUAUUCGGGAAAAGUUUCCUCCAGGCAGGGCGCUACAUCAUGUCCCAUAAAUCAUGGAUGAAGACAGUUCCGACUGAGAAUUGUGAUGUACUGAUGACAUUUGCAGAUACAACUGAUGACCACACGUUGCUAUGGCUGCUGAAUCACAUCCGGCUGGGAAUCCCAGAGCUGAUCAUUCAGAUUCGGCAUCAUAAGCACACCAGCGUCUACGCAUUCUUCAUCACGGCCACUUAUGAGAACUUGCUACGAGGAGCUGAGGAAAUGGGUCUGCGUAAGCCAGUGAAGCAGGAGUUCGGCGGCGGGACCAGGGUGCUGUGCUGUGACGAGGAUUACAUCUAUGAAAACAUUGAAAAUGAAAUCUAUUUCUUCACUUCUCAGGAACGGCAGAGUAUCAUCAAGCACUGGCUGGACAACCUGCGGGCCAAGCAGGGAGAGAGCCUGCACAACAUCCACUUCCUGGAGGGGCAGCCAAUCAUUGCAGAGCUCAUGACUCGAGGGAUCAUUCAGCAGGUCCUCCCCCUCCACGAGCAGCGAAUGCUUAACCGCUUGGUGAAGUCGUGGGUUCAGGCCGUCUGCGAGUCACAGCCAGUAGACGAUAUCUGUGACUAUUUUGGGGUUAAAAUAGCAAUGUACUUCUCGUGGCUCGGGUACUACACGUGGUGCAUGAUCUACCCAGCUGUGAUCGGUUUUGGACUCUGGGCGUUUACAGAGUCUGACCAGAUGAGCCGUGAUGUGAUUUGUGUGGCCUUUGCCCUGUUUAACGUUGUGUGGACCACCUUGUUUCUGGAGGGCUGGAAGCGGCAGAGCGCAGAGCUGGCCUACAAGUGGGGCACUUUGGACCGGCCAGCAGAGCUGCUGGAGGAGCCCAGGUCCCAGUUCAGGGGUGUCAAACGAGUCAGUCCAGUUACGGGUUGUGAGGACUUCUAUUACUCACCGUGGAAACGGAGGUUGUUCCAGUACUUUGUCAGUCUUCCUGUCUGUCUCUUCUGUCUCUGCGUUGUGUUCCUGACCAUGUUUAUCUGCUUUGAACUGCAGGAAUUUGUGAUCAGUAUCGAAGAACUGCCUCGAAUUGUCACCUACUUUCCUAAAGUCUUACUGGCUAUUGUGGUUACAGUUCUCGAUGAUGUUUACAAGAAAAUUGCCUAUUGGUUAAAUGACAUGGAGAAUUACCGUUUACAGAGUGCCUAUGAGAAACACCUCAUCAUUAAACUAGUUUUGUUUCAGUUUGUAAAUUCCUAUCUCAGCCUUUUCUACAUUGGAUUCUACCUCAAAGACAUGGAGCGUCUCAAGGAGAUGUUGGCCACACUUCUGAUCACCAGGCAGAUUAUCUUGAACAUGAAGGAGGUUCUCCAGCCACUCUUCUACGAAAAGUACAAGCAGGGAGACCUCACACUUCAAGCAUUGGCCAGCACCGUGAGGAAUCUGUUCAAAAACGUCCCGGAUCGGUUCAGAGGGGAAGGGAUACCCCCCAGCGACCCAGUCGAGCAGGAACCCGAAGAGCUGGCCAUUGAUCAGGGCAAUGAGAAGGGGGAAACCAAGUGUGAGAACGGGGCGUGUGGAGCACCUGAAGAGGAGGAGGAGCAGAGGGAGGAGGAUGGCGAUGAGGAGAGCAUCCUGGACUGCGGGCUGCGGCUCUCCAAGAAGGUGAGCUUCGCCGGGGGUGGCCAAGGCCCCGCCAAGGAGGAGAGGAGCUGUGAGAUGGAGGGCAUCCUGGACGGCAUGCUGAUGGAGGAGGGCAGCCCCAUCCUGGUGGAGCGGGGCGCCGAGGGAGGACUCAUGUUCGAGCUGUGUGAGCACGACGCAAAGAUCGAGGCCGACUACGGCCACAUGGCAGAGGAGAACAAGGAGCUGAGCGUCACGCUGAGGCAGAGGAGGAAGGACAAGAACUCAGAGCAAGGGGAGGACACCGAAUCUACAGCAAACAGGUUGUCCUGGAUGGACCCCCCUGAUGACUAUGAAGACGCCCCACUUACACAAGGAGAAAUUGAGAGCUUAAUGCAGAAAUACGAGGACACUUUCCAGGACUACCAGGAGAUGUUCAUCCAGUUUGGGUACGUGGUACUCUUCUCCUCCGCCUUCCCCCUUGCUGCAAUGUGUGCCCUCAUCAACAACGUCAUCGAGAUCCGCAGCGAUGCCUUCAAACUGUGCACGGGAUCCCAGAGGCCGUUUGGCCAGAGAGUGGACAGUAUUGGCCAGUGGCAGAACGUGAUGGAAGCCAUGGGAGUUCUGGCCAUCAUCGUCAACUGCUACCUGAUUGGUCAGUGUGGACAGCUGCAACGCCUAUUCCCAUCGCUCAGCUCAGAGAUGGCCAUUGUCCUCGUGGUCAUUCUCGAGCACUUCGCUUUCCUGCUGAAGUACGUGCUCCAGAUCGCUAUCCCAGAUGUUCCCACCUGGGUGGCUGAGGAAAUGGCGAAGCUGGAAUACCAGCGGCGGGAAGCCUUCAAGAAGCACGAACGCCAGGCACAGCAGCGGUACCAGCAGCAGCAGCGGCGCCGGAGGGAGGAGGAGAAGCAGCGGCAGGAGCAGCGGGAGAGCGCGCAGAGCCGCCGGGAGAGGGAGGCGGCGGGCCGGGAGGAGGGCAGGGUCGGCGCCGCGCCCUCCGACCAGCCCCAGGGCCGCUCCGGGGGCCGGCCCAAGACGGCGGCAGCGCCGCCCGGCGACAAACCCAAGCGGCCCAGCUCCCUGCUGGCAUCCAACAACGUGCUGAAGCUGAAGCAGAUCAUCCCGCUGCAGGGCAAGUUCCUGUCGGGGGCCGGUGGCGGCGGGGGGACGGCAGGCGGCGGGGUGGGGGCCAAAUCCCCGCAGUCCCCCACCGGCAGCGAGAGCAAGCUACCCGGCUUCCUCACCUUCAGGUUCCUAAAGUCGCCGGCGGACGGGCGCAAGGAAGGGACGGCCGAGAAGGUACAGUCGCCCACCAAGCCCUUCAACCCGGGCAAACUCUUCAACUUCGGCAAGUCCGACUCCGGCAGCAACGGCGCCGCCCCGUCCCAGCCCCAGCCCCAGCCCAAGGGGGCAGCAAGCGGGAGCGCCCCCGGAGAAGGAGGCGAGAAAGCUCCCGCCAGCAGAGCUGACCUGAACGGGCUGCCGGAGGAGACCACUGCCCCUGGCCCGGAGUCUACCAGCCCCAAGCGUUAACUCAGCCCGAAGGGUUUGUAGCCAGCUGGAGGUGUUUGAAAUCUCCUGCAGAAGUUUUCCCUUCUCUCGUUAUUACUUUGUAAAAAAAAUAAUAAUAUUCAGGGAUAGAAAUCUGUGUUUGAAAAACAGAAUUCUCAUCAUCUUCAGGUUUUUAUACAACAUGGUUGAGGGUAGACCCUUUGAUUUACCAAUACCGCAAUCUGCUUUUUUAAGUUGUCCACGGACACUGGAGACUUUUGUGUCAAUCUUCCCAUCUCGGCAGGUCACGGUUACUAGAGGGACACGAUUAAUCACACAAGCCACCUCUCAUUUUGCAUUUCGCAAAUCAGGCAGUGAUUCCAGUCCCAGUGAACCCGUCUACGACCAGUUGUAAAAAAAAAAAUUGCAUUUGAAUCCCUUGUCACCAUUUCAAGGUUGGGAAACAGGUGUUGCUUCUGUAGAGCGUGUGGCCAGAGCUGUUAGUAAUGGGCUCCUGGGUUUGCAGAGCCUAGCUGUCUGCCCCGAGACAAAGGCAACAAACCUCCUGGAGAUUUCAGACGGGAGGGGCAAUUGGGACUGUGAAGACUUCAUUUCACUGGUUAGGUAAAUAAUGAAAGGAUUUGAUUGAAAGGCUGAGGAGGAUGGGCAGCAUGAUGCCCAAAGGCUGUUUCCUCAGGCUGGAGAGACUGGACCUGAUCCUUAGACUUUUCUGCUAUUAAGUGUUCUCCAAGCUGAGAGCAAAUGUUUUUGAUGCUUUGGGUUGUCAAAUGGAUGUAGAGGAUUGAUCACAAUCUUGAAUGGUAGGUUUGAGGGGCUGAAUCGUUUCCUGGUAUAUAUGGUGGUCUUGCGUAUUGUUUGUGACUGCAGGGGAAAGGACGAAAGGUUCAGGAGACCCUUCCACCAUGAACUGCACUCUGAAGUGAACAGGAGGAGAGCCUUGGGUUGCUGGCUCCCACUAGGUGUAGGUAGAUACCAUGUAUUUUCUGCACACCACCACAACCCCUUCUAUUUUUCCUGCAUCUGUCCACAGUAUUUUCAUAACUGCGUUAUCUUAAGUGAUCAAGAGAUAUAAAGAAAAAGAAUUAUAGGAUCCCCAUGCUGGACUUUCUCUAUUUUGCAGCACGGCCUGGGGAAUGUUUAAAGUAUUGUCAUUUUAGAGAAGAGGAAUGAAUACUGAGCUAAUUAAGGAAAUGGAUGGACUAUUGGUGUUGACAGACAGUUCCAUUUGCUGGAUCACACUUUGUGAGCAUGCCAGGCUGAUGGCUGAGACUAACAUGGGAACGCUGUCUUCGGAAAGGAACAUCAGGCUUUUCCAUUCAUGGGACAUUGGUUAAGAGGAAGUCAUUCUGUUGUGUUCAAUGAAACUGAAUAGGGAUCGCCACCUUGGCAAAUUGAAUAACCAGGUACGGCUUUAAAGGAAAAAAGAGUGGUCAAUAGGCUCGGGUGAGGGGAAAACUGCAGUUAAAGUGAAAGACACACAGCACUUUGCGUAAUGGUAGGCGAAUCAGUAAACAUGCACCAUCACAAACAAAACUGGGAGGAGUUGCAUGUAAAUGCAUAGACAAUGUAACGAGGAUGGCAGAUUAAAGGUGUAAAUAAUAAUGAUUUUGAUUUAACAGGUUUUUCUGGGAUAUGGUCAUGCAGCAACGCAGGAUGGGAAUUCCAACAAGUUUGUUCGGGAAUUGGGAAGGAAGGGCAUGUAGUGUGGUCCUGAAUAAUAAAGGAUUUCACAAAAGCAGUAGGGAGAAAUGAUCUGGCUCAGAACAGUCAGUAAGUAGAAUCAGUGUAGUUGAGGUAAGAUAUGAAAAGGAACAGAAAACACAGGUAGCAAAGGAGAAAAUCUGCAGAUGCUGGAAAUCCAAGCAACACACACAAAAUGCUGGAGGAGCUCAGCAGGCCAGGCAGCAUCUGUGGAAAUAAGUACAGUCAACGUUUCGGGCUGAGACCCUUGGGUAGGACUGGAGAAAAAAGCUGAGGGGUAAAUUUAAAAGGGAGGGAAGGAGGGAGAGAGAAACACCAGGUGGUAGGUGAAACCUGGAGGGGGAGGGAUGAAGUAAAGAGCUGGGAAGUUGAUUGAUGUAAGAGACAGAAUAGUUAACCGACCCAGAAUACCAGUUACACACAGUGACCACUUUAUUAGGAGUGGAACCUGCUGUGGUCUUCUGCUGCUGUAGCCCAUCCACUUCAAGGUUUGAUGUGUUGUGUGUUCAGAGAUGCUCUUCUGCACACCACUGUUGUAACAUGUGGUUAUUUGAGUUACUGUCUGCUUCAGGUCAGCUUGUACCGGUUCUCCUCGAUCCUCUCACAUUAACAAGCAUUUUCACCCUCAGAACUGCUGCUCAUUCCAUUUUUUUUUGGCUUUCCAUCACAUUCUUUGUAAAUUCCAGAGACUGUUUUGCAUCUAAAUUCUAAAAGAUCUGCAGUUUCUGAGAUACUAAAACCAUCUGACACCACCAAUCAUUCUACAGUCAAAGUUACUUAGAUCAACUUCUUCCCCACUCUGAGCAACAGCUGAACCUCUUGACCAUGUCUGCAUGCUUUUAUGCAUUGAGUUGCUGCCACAUGACUGGCUGAUUGGGUAUUUGCAUUUGCAAGCAGUUGCACCUAAUAAAGUGGCCACUGAGUGCAUUUUGGAGAGUUAAGUGGUAAGAUGAGCUUGUAGAAAAGCUAAUACACUAGCAUGGAAGAGUUUAUUUUUCAUAAGGACUGCAAAUUGAAGGAAAAUAUUCAAGACUGGAUUUGGUUUAGUUUACCAGAAUGACAUAACCAUAUAACAAUCAGUCAUAUAAGAGUCAACCAAGGAACAGCCCACUGUAGUGUUUCAUAUAAUGAACUAAACUGAAUUAGUAAUCUUGGAGUGAGUGAUUACUGAGGGGAAAAUGAUCAGAAUAUGAUUAUUCAGAUUAUACGGCAUUCAAGUCAGAGAUUUGAGUCUUGAACUUAAAAGCUGGUUACGAAGUUAUGAAAAAAAUGUAAACUCUGAUUAGGCUUUAGCUUGGGAAUUAUGGUCUGGGCUCCAUAUUUUAAGGAUGACAAGAGCUUGGAGAGGGUAUACUUGAAUUUUAGUUGAAAUGAUGGUUUGUUCUUAGAAGAGAAGAUUUAAUAAUAAGAUUUUUAUGUUUCAAUAGGUUUUUGUAGAUUAAAUAAUGACAAAAGACUUCUACUUGCAUUAGCAUUAAUA
Molecule: messenger RNA, 6505 nt
Organism: Hypanus sabinus (Atlantic stingray)
Lineage: Eukaryota; Metazoa; Chordata; Chondrichthyes; Myliobatiformes; Dasyatidae
Gene: ano8b
Product: anoctamin 8b
Exons: 17
Coding region: 88-3345 (1085 amino acids)
Biological process (GO): chloride transmembrane transport
Cellular component (GO): plasma membrane
Molecular function (GO): chloride channel activity
Source: RefSeq, a predicted model, not a curated record